Messenger RNA from Homo sapiens (human), 4515 nucleotides. RefSeq names its product MYC proto-oncogene, bHLH transcription factor (gene MYC). Gene Ontology annotation, molecular function: protein dimerization activity; DNA-binding transcription factor activity. NCBI's taxonomy places the organism in Eukaryota, Metazoa, Chordata, Mammalia, Primates, Hominidae. Gene Ontology annotation, cellular component: nucleus; chromosome; nucleolus. The record is from RefSeq and is marked reviewed. Gene Ontology annotation, biological process: regulation of gene expression; regulation of DNA-templated transcription. The transcript is spliced from 3 exons.
GGAGUUUAUUCAUAACGCGCUCUCCAAGUAUACGUGGCAAUGCGUUGCUGGGUUAUUUUAAUCAUUCUAGGCAUCGUUUUCCUCCUUAUGCCUCUAUCAUUCCUCCCUAUCUACACUAACAUCCCACGCUCUGAACGCGCGCCCAUUAAUACCCUUCUUUCCUCCACUCUCCCUGGGACUCUUGAUCAAAGCGCGGCCCUUUCCCCAGCCUUAGCGAGGCGCCCUGCAGCCUGGUACGCGCGUGGCGUGGCGGUGGGCGCGCAGUGCGUUCUCGGUGUGGAGGGCAGCUGUUCCGCCUGCGAUGAUUUAUACUCACAGGACAAGGAUGCGGUUUGUCAAACAGUACUGCUACGGAGGAGCAGCAGAGAAAGGGAGAGGGUUUGAGAGGGAGCAAAAGAAAAUGGUAGGCGCGCGUAGUUAAUUCAUGCGGCUCUCUUACUCUGUUUACAUCCUAGAGCUAGAGUGCUCGGCUGCCCGGCUGAGUCUCCUCCCCACCUUCCCCACCCUCCCCACCCUCCCCAUAAGCGCCCCUCCCGGGUUCCCAAAGCAGAGGGCGUGGGGGAAAAGAAAAAAGAUCCUCUCUCGCUAAUCUCCGCCCACCGGCCCUUUAUAAUGCGAGGGUCUGGACGGCUGAGGACCCCCGAGCUGUGCUGCUCGCGGCCGCCACCGCCGGGCCCCGGCCGUCCCUGGCUCCCCUCCUGCCUCGAGAAGGGCAGGGCUUCUCAGAGGCUUGGCGGGAAAAAGAACGGAGGGAGGGAUCGCGCUGAGUAUAAAAGCCGGUUUUCGGGGCUUUAUCUAACUCGCUGUAGUAAUUCCAGCGAGAGGCAGAGGGAGCGAGCGGGCGGCCGGCUAGGGUGGAAGAGCCGGGCGAGCAGAGCUGCGCUGCGGGCGUCCUGGGAAGGGAGAUCCGGAGCGAAUAGGGGGCUUCGCCUCUGGCCCAGCCCUCCCGCUGAUCCCCCAGCCAGCGGUCCGCAACCCUUGCCGCAUCCACGAAACUUUGCCCAUAGCAGCGGGCGGGCACUUUGCACUGGAACUUACAACACCCGAGCAAGGACGCGACUCUCCCGACGCGGGGAGGCUAUUCUGCCCAUUUGGGGACACUUCCCCGCCGCUGCCAGGACCCGCUUCUCUGAAAGGCUCUCCUUGCAGCUGCUUAGACGCUGGAUUUUUUUCGGGUAGUGGAAAACCAGCCUCCCGCGACGAUGCCCCUCAACGUUAGCUUCACCAACAGGAACUAUGACCUCGACUACGACUCGGUGCAGCCGUAUUUCUACUGCGACGAGGAGGAGAACUUCUACCAGCAGCAGCAGCAGAGCGAGCUGCAGCCCCCGGCGCCCAGCGAGGAUAUCUGGAAGAAAUUCGAGCUGCUGCCCACCCCGCCCCUGUCCCCUAGCCGCCGCUCCGGGCUCUGCUCGCCCUCCUACGUUGCGGUCACACCCUUCUCCCUUCGGGGAGACAACGACGGCGGUGGCGGGAGCUUCUCCACGGCCGACCAGCUGGAGAUGGUGACCGAGCUGCUGGGAGGAGACAUGGUGAACCAGAGUUUCAUCUGCGACCCGGACGACGAGACCUUCAUCAAAAACAUCAUCAUCCAGGACUGUAUGUGGAGCGGCUUCUCGGCCGCCGCCAAGCUCGUCUCAGAGAAGCUGGCCUCCUACCAGGCUGCGCGCAAAGACAGCGGCAGCCCGAACCCCGCCCGCGGCCACAGCGUCUGCUCCACCUCCAGCUUGUACCUGCAGGAUCUGAGCGCCGCCGCCUCAGAGUGCAUCGACCCCUCGGUGGUCUUCCCCUACCCUCUCAACGACAGCAGCUCGCCCAAGUCCUGCGCCUCGCAAGACUCCAGCGCCUUCUCUCCGUCCUCGGAUUCUCUGCUCUCCUCGACGGAGUCCUCCCCGCAGGGCAGCCCCGAGCCCCUGGUGCUCCAUGAGGAGACACCGCCCACCACCAGCAGCGACUCUGAGGAGGAACAAGAAGAUGAGGAAGAAAUCGAUGUUGUUUCUGUGGAAAAGAGGCAGGCUCCUGGCAAAAGGUCAGAGUCUGGAUCACCUUCUGCUGGAGGCCACAGCAAACCUCCUCACAGCCCACUGGUCCUCAAGAGGUGCCACGUCUCCACACAUCAGCACAACUACGCAGCGCCUCCCUCCACUCGGAAGGACUAUCCUGCUGCCAAGAGGGUCAAGUUGGACAGUGUCAGAGUCCUGAGACAGAUCAGCAACAACCGAAAAUGCACCAGCCCCAGGUCCUCGGACACCGAGGAGAAUGUCAAGAGGCGAACACACAACGUCUUGGAGCGCCAGAGGAGGAACGAGCUAAAACGGAGCUUUUUUGCCCUGCGUGACCAGAUCCCGGAGUUGGAAAACAAUGAAAAGGCCCCCAAGGUAGUUAUCCUUAAAAAAGCCACAGCAUACAUCCUGUCCGUCCAAGCAGAGGAGCAAAAGCUCAUUUCUGAAGAGGACUUGUUGCGGAAACGACGAGAACAGUUGAAACACAAACUUGAACAGCUACGGAACUCUUGUGCGUAAGGAAAAGUAAGGAAAACGAUUCCUUCUAACAGAAAUGUCCUGAGCAAUCACCUAUGAACUUGUUUCAAAUGCAUGAUCAAAUGCAACCUCACAACCUUGGCUGAGUCUUGAGACUGAAAGAUUUAGCCAUAAUGUAAACUGCCUCAAAUUGGACUUUGGGCAUAAAAGAACUUUUUUAUGCUUACCAUCUUUUUUUUUUCUUUAACAGAUUUGUAUUUAAGAAUUGUUUUUAAAAAAUUUUAAGAUUUACACAAUGUUUCUCUGUAAAUAUUGCCAUUAAAUGUAAAUAACUUUAAUAAAACGUUUAUAGCAGUUACACAGAAUUUCAAUCCUAGUAUAUAGUACCUAGUAUUAUAGGUACUAUAAACCCUAAUUUUUUUUAUUUAAGUACAUUUUGCUUUUUAAAGUUGAUUUUUUUCUAUUGUUUUUAGAAAAAAUAAAAUAACUGGCAAAUAUAUCAUUGAGCCAAAUCUUAAGUUGUGAAUGUUUUGUUUCGUUUCUUCCCCCUCCCAACCACCACCAUCCCUGUUUGUUUUCAUCAAUUGCCCCUUCAGAGGGUGGUCUUAAGAAAGGCAAGAGUUUUCCUCUGUUGAAAUGGGUCUGGGGGCCUUAAGGUCUUUAAGUUCUUGGAGGUUCUAAGAUGCUUCCUGGAGACUAUGAUAACAGCCAGAGUUGACAGUUAGAAGGAAUGGCAGAAGGCAGGUGAGAAGGUGAGAGGUAGGCAAAGGAGAUACAAGAGGUCAAAGGUAGCAGUUAAGUACACAAAGAGGCAUAAGGACUGGGGAGUUGGGAGGAAGGUGAGGAAGAAACUCCUGUUACUUUAGUUAACCAGUGCCAGUCCCCUGCUCACUCCAAACCCAGGAAUUCUGCCCAGUUGAUGGGGACACGGUGGGAACCAGCUUCUGCUGCCUUCACAACCAGGCGCCAGUCCUGUCCAUGGGUUAUCUCGCAAACCCCAGAGGAUCUCUGGGAGGAAUGCUACUAUUAACCCUAUUUCACAAACAAGGAAAUAGAAGAGCUCAAAGAGGUUAUGUAACUUAUCUGUAGCCACGCAGAUAAUACAAAGCAGCAAUCUGGACCCAUUCUGUUCAAAACACUUAACCCUUCGCUAUCAUGCCUUGGUUCAUCUGGGUCUAAUGUGCUGAGAUCAAGAAGGUUUAGGACCUAAUGGACAGACUCAAGUCAUAACAAUGCUAAGCUCUAUUUGUGUCCCAAGCACUCCUAAGCAUUUUAUCCCUAACUCUACAUCAACCCCAUGAAGGAGAUACUGUUGAUUUCCCCAUAUUAGAAGUAGAGAGGGAAGCUGAGGCACACAAAGACUCAUCCACAUGCCCAAGAUUCACUGAUAGGGAAAAGUGGAAGCGAGAUUUGAACCCAGGCUGUUUACUCCUAACCUGUCCAAGCCACCUCUCAGACGACGGUAGGAAUCAGCUGGCUGCUUGUGAGUACAGGAGUUACAGUCCAGUGGGUUAUGUUUUUUAAGUCUCAACAUCUAAGCCUGGUCAGGCAUCAGUUCCCCUUUUUUUGUGAUUUAUUUUGUUUUUAUUUUGUUGUUCAUUGUUUAAUUUUUCCUUUUACAAUGAGAAGGUCACCAUCUUGACUCCUACCUUAGCCAUUUGUUGAAUCAGACUCAUGACGGCUCCUGGGAAGAAGCCAGUUCAGAUCAUAAAAUAAAACAUAUUUAUUCUUUGUCAUGGGAGUCAUUAUUUUAGAAACUACAAACUCUCCUUGCUUCCAUCCUUUUUUACAUACUCAUGACACAUGCUCAUCCUGAGUCCUUGAAAAGGUAUUUUUGAACAUGUGUAUUAAUUAUAAGCCUCUGAAAACCUAUGGCCCAAACCAGAAAUGAUGUUGAUUAUAUAGGUAAAUGAAGGAUGCUAUUGCUGUUCUAAUUACCUCAUUGUCUCAGUCUCAAAGUAGGUCUUCAGCUCCCUGUACUUUGGGAUUUUAAUCUACCACCACCCAUAAAUCAAUAAAUAAUUACUUUCUUUGA